UCAUGCAAUGAGAAACAUAAGCCGAACGUUGUGUGUUAACAUAUUCGUCUACUAAAUUGAUAUGAAUAUUUUUCGGACUCAAACUUCAUUUGUCGCCUAAGUCUAAAUAGCGCGCCUUAAACUGAGCCCCAAGUCAUUUAUAGGAGUUUGGGGGUUAUACCGAUAAAGCGAGCUUUUUCUGAGAGCAGAUCAGUAACCCGUUGCGUGAGCUGAAUUAAAUCAAACGAAGAUAAAAAGGCAACCGAAGCAAAGAUCAAAUCAGCGUGACAGCGGUGAAGUAGUACGACGAGCAAAAGGCACCCAGCAAAUAAAAGAUGCCGCCCUUGAAAUUGAAAUCAGAUACAGUAAAUAGUCAAAUGAAAGUGGCGAUAAACGGCAGUUGCAAAUCAGCUACAAAGUUCCGCAAUGAAGACAAGGAAAAUGCUGCUACCUAUUCGGCAAUUAUUAAGCGUAGAAGAAUUUCAUACCCCUAUGAAGAAAUGCCCACCAAUGGAACUCAAACUUCACCGGAACUGAGAGGCAGUGUCAAAGCAUCGGAGGAAGACACCCACUCCAACCAACAAAAGACACCCACUAUUCAGAUCAGCAGAUUGAAAAGGGCGACCGCGACCUUUGCCGACCUAACAACCACAAAGACCUUGUAUAAUAAUAAGCAGGAGAUACGAACAGACCAUUCACCACAGGUGCAUUUGUGCGCGAAACGUAACAUAGGAACUAGAUCUGAUGAAGAUCGCUCGUUCAGACGCUCAGUAACUGGUGAUGGCUUACAGCGUACUAGCCAACUGUCUUCGACUUUAAGUCCUAAGGUAGUGAACGGGAACGCUGCAGUGGCAGUCUCACGCUUCAUAUUGUCAGGCAAAUCAUCUUCCCCGGUUCUCUCAGAUUCCCAGGAAACGGUGAAAAUAAAACCAUUUAGGAGUAUGAACUCAUUAAGAAGUCCGCCCGAAGAUUCUUCGAAGUGCGCAAGACGUACUCAAGGAAAAGAUAACAAAAGCAAUACGAUAAGUUCGUGUCAAUUAAUGAAUAGUGCGUCAUCAAGUUGUUCAAUCAAACCUCAAGAGAUGUUACAGGUAAAAGGAUCUAGGAGCAGAUCUUCAGCAAGGAGUCUCACCCCAGAAUCGGCUUUUUCAAAGCGUCUGCGAACUCCGUCAUUUCAUGGCACGAGAUUAAACGGGGAUCGUCUGAAGCAACAAGAUAUCCAGCCAUUGACACGAACCCAGACUGUGAUACCCUUGAGUCCAACCUCGGUUCUAAUGCCACCUCAGUCGGUCAGGACGGGAGCUCAGAAUCGUUCUGCCGAACGCAAUCAUAGUUCACGAAAAGAAUCGUCAGCGGACCUCCAGGCAUCUUCGGAAACCGGAGAGAAGUAUAAGGAGUGGUACGCUCUCCUCGAAAAAAUUCGCAUCAUGAAUCUUUAAUAGUCAAUCAUCAAUGUAAUACAUUGAAAUCCUGUAACCAAAAAAAGUUUUUCACUCGAUGUUACCAAAUGCGGA
Molecule: messenger RNA, 1493 nt
Organism: Varroa destructor (honeybee mite)
Lineage: Eukaryota; Metazoa; Arthropoda; Arachnida; Mesostigmata; Varroidae
Source: RefSeq, a predicted model, not a curated record